CCCGCUCAGCUCUCCGCAUCACACACACUCUCACGGAGCUGCACCGACUCUCUCACACUCCUCCGUCCACACUUUGUUUGCACAUCGCUCCGAGAGGCACCGUCGCUAAACACACACGCGCGCGGACGCACGAGCAGCCACGGGCUACCUGUGCCACUGCGGCCGUCCCACACAGGGAGGGGUUUCACUCUUUUCCCUGUCAUUGAGGCACCGAGAGGAAGAGAGACAGUAACUCAACGCGGUGCGGUGUGUGCGGAGGAACACGCAAACAUUAGUAGGGGAAGGUAGCAGAGGCUGUAACUUGGCUGGUUUGAAGUGAUCUCGAAGUUUCCGAUCGGAGAAGGAAUACUUUGGAGCCCGGUGUCCCCUCGCUGGUUGUGGAUAUUUACGUCCACCUUGUCUCCUGCUCUGAAGAAUGGCGAGAGAUUACGCAGCGCGCUGCUCACUCUCUCCGGUGAGGAAGACUUGGCUGGUGGCGGCGGCGGCGGCGAUCCUCCUCGCAUUUCAAGGUAUCGGGGCUCAGAAAGUGCGAGUGGAGGAGGAGCUGGAGGCGUAUCCCACGGAGUCCGUCGAUCUCCGCUGCCAAUUCAUCGAUGGAUUAGGCAAAACCAAACUCACACAGGUGUCUUGGAUAUGGGAACCAAUCGAUGGUCAGAGGGACAACAUCGCCGUUUACCACCCCAUCUACGGUCAGAGUUUUCCCAACUUGUCGUUCAGGGAUCGAGUCGUCUUCCUUCAAAACACUCUGGAGAACCCGUCCAUUAGGAUUUCUAAGCUGAGAAUGGCUGAUGCCGGCCGUUACACCUGCGAAUACGCCACCUACCCCUCUGGGAACGAACAGGGGACGACCACCCUCACCAUGCUUGCCAAGCCCAAGAACUCCGCCAAAGUUGUGACCGUCCAGGCUGGCUCCAAGUCGGUGGUGGUGGCCCAGUGCGAGGCAGCAGACGGCAAGCCAGCAGCCACCAUCAAGUGGUUGGGGUCAGUCGGAGGCAACCACUCAACCACCACCGCAAACGGGCCAGACGGCACGGUGACGGUGCGCAGCGAGUACCGGCUGGUUCCAACGCCUGCAGACAACGGCAGAGAUGUGGUGUGCAUGGUGGAGCAGAGGACGCAGGAGCAGCCGUGGGUUAACACCGUCAAGCUGUCUGUCGAAUACCCCCCCUCGGUAUCCAUCGAGGGCUACGACAACAACUGGUACGUCGGCCGCUCAGACGCUGCACUCCUCUGCCUGGCCAGCGCCAACCCUGAGCCCACCACCGUCACCUGGACCGCGGCUUCCGGUUCUCUGCCCGACACGGUGAUGGUGGAAGGAAACAAGCUGACUGUGAGGAAGGUCGACGACGCCGUCAACACGACUUUCAUCUGCGAGGCCAAGAACAAGCACGGGGCAAGCAGACACCAGGUCACCACCAUCGUCAUAGAAAAGGAGAGGAUAAUCACUCCCGGCCCGUCGACAGGCGCAGUUAUCGGCGGUAUCCUCGGCGCCCUCGCCUUCAUCUGCAUCAUCGGCGGAAUCAUCUUCUUCAUCCGCAAGCGCCAGGAGGACGGAGAGGGCCCUCCCAAGCACAAGCCCCCUCCCCCUGUGAAGGCCGGCAGCUCAACAGAGAUGCUGAACAAGCCAUCAGAGCCUCCCACAGCCACAGAGACGGCCCCGCUCAGCCCAGGAGAGGUUUACUACGAGCCCACAGGGGGCGAGCCUGUCACGAACCUGGAUGACGAGUCCACCGGCGCCCUGAACGGCGGAGCUCCCCCGGUCCUGGACGACUCAGCCAAAUACGACAACGUCAACGAACUCAAAGACCGCGCCGACGACGGUCACCACGACUCGUCCAAUCACGACACACCGGCUGCCAGCAUCGCUCGCGGCGAGAGUUUUGUAUCUUCCGCCAUGUAUGUGUAGCUGUGCAAUGACGGCGCAUCACCAAGGUGUUAUCAGCACGCCCCAGGUCACCUAAGUUUGCAUGGAAAAGCUACGGCGAGCACACGUGUUCCCACAUUAAAGACCUUUUGUUUUUUACUUUAUAUUUUUUUUAUUUUAAUCCACGUAUCAUAGGGUUCUGCUUCUGGGUUUAUUUUUAUUUUAAAAGCACAUUUAAUGGGUGUUAUGGGUUAAAUUGGUUUUAAAUUGUCAUGUUUUUUUAUUUCUGAUGAAUUGUUGCUUCUGAGGAAUAAGAACUCUUGCAAGUGACAUGCAGAGUUUAAAUCAUCGUUUUAUUGCAAAUAUCUGGAAAAUAAGCAAAGACGAUGCUAAAUGAAAUUCACAAAAAUCAAUGUUUUAAAGCAGUUUAAGAUGCAAAAAAAAAACAGGAGUUCAUGACAUCUGAUGAGCCAAAUGAGAUCAUAUACUGGUGCAUAUGAUGAGGCGGGCUUUUACAGUAUGUUCAUUACAUGGUUGAGAGGAGUCACAAUAGGCUGGAACACAACCUGAAGCUAAUUAACACAACACUCGGCCUGUGUGGCGCUCGCAAAUCCAAACCUCAGUGUGAAGCUGCCAGUCCUGGGAUCGUCUGUUCACAGCCGUGGAACAUGAUUUGAACUUUUUUUUUUUUUUUAGCUCCUCUCCAAGUUAAGGAUAAAACAUCAGCCUCCUUUUUGCAGCAUUUUACUACAGUGAAGUUGUAAAAAAAUGUUUUAAAAAAUACCAUCUUUCAAAGUUCCUCCACAGUUGGUUGGAUUUUUUAAUUUCAUACCGCUGAAUUCAGUCCCAGGAAGUCCAAAGCUCGGUCAUCUGGCUCUCCUGGCAGCUUCGCUUAAUCACUGGAGAUGUUUGAAAGUAUUUCAGUUAUUUAUCAACUCCAGCCUUUCCCACUCUCGCCCAGGCGACAGUCCAAAACGGAAACAUUCCACUUUAUUAUGUUGUCAAAGGGGGCUCAUCUGUCCCUGGACCACAGCUUCUGUCGGAGCGCCGGGCUGCUCAUUAGCGCUAACGAAGGGGGGAAGUGACAUCGCUUUUGAAGCUCCGUAACCUGGCAACGUUAUAGAAUUUACUGUCCGUGAUUCAUAUUUGCUGUUGAUAAUUGCACGAGGUGGUGAGGCUAUAAAAACGGGGGAGAUGAAAGUGGGUUUACAGCACAGACAACACACACACAGACAACACACACACACACACACACACACACCACAGGUUGCUCACACAAGAACAAAAACAGCGAUGUUUGUAUUCAGUCGUCUGAAAUAUCACACUAAUAACGUCUUAAAAAAGCACGGAGAGGAAUGUGUACAAAUGUUCAGCAUGUAUUAGAAGAUACUGCCAUUACACACUCUGAUAUAUGCAGAACAUGGGAAAUUAUCCGGGGAAAAACAUUUAGCAUUUUAGCCGAUUUGAAAGCAUUAAAAAAAAAAAAGUUUGGCUGAAUCAGAAGUUGGUCUUCACAGAUGUCAGAUGGUACCAAAUGAUGAACAAACACAUGUAAAUAGUAUUGAUAAUAUUGAUGAAUAAUAUAUUGUUGGUGCAACGUGUACACAUAAAAAAAACAGUGUAGGUGUUAUCAGUGCCUCUGUACAGGGGAUGGAAGUUUGUUAAGUGUCAAACUGAGCGAUUUAAAAAAACAACAUGUAUAUGACUAUUUUACUUUUCACGGGUACUUGAGGUCGUCACUUGAUACUGAAGUGUUUUAUUUGAAUAUAUAUGACAAACAUGAAAUGGUGUGGAUUUUACUCCUUGUUCAUAUUACUCUGCAUGGCAUGAUCGGUGGCUUGUUGAAACACUUUCCCAAGGCUGUUUGCGGAAUAAUCUCUUUCAUUUACGAAACAAAAAAAAAAACAUUUUUGAAUGUCAAAAAGAGAAAUGUUUUCUAUCUCCGUCUCGAUGCAUCUGUCACCAUCACGCACACCACGGGCACAAGUCCAAUUUAAGUUGAGAGAGUGUUUUCUGUUUUCAUGUAACGGCACGGAGGGCGGCCUGUUUUUUUUGUGUGUCUUUAGUCUGCAUGGAGAUGUCUUCUCUCUCUCUCUCUCUCUCUCUCUCUGUCAUAAGCAAACACACACAGCGAUGCAAUCUUUCCUCCCGUCUAAUCCUGAGCUGUAGUUUCAGACCUCUGGGAACACAAAGUCUCCCAAACCGCCCGAUUCUCCGAGCGUGCCAGAUAAAAUAACACAAAAUCACAUAUAGUCAGGUGGUGUAAAAACAUGUUUUCAAAUUUGUAAAGCUGCCAUAAAGAGACAUAGAGAGACAAAAAUAUAGAGAGAUAAACCACCUUGAUGCAGAGAUGAAAUCAUUUUGUAGGAUUUGCUAAAUUAGGACAAAAAUUAUUUGCAUCACAGCUUCCAAAUUCUGCGAGGUCGGCACCAAAUGCAAUAUUUUGACAAUCAUCUGUUCUUAUUUAACCAUCAUGAGCUUUGGUGGAGAGGGUUUCUUUGUAAUGUUGCGUUUAUAUAUUUAUCGUUUUAGUGUAGAAUUUCUUCUUUUUCUGAUUGACAGCAGGAAGAUAUCCAGACAUUUGACCACAUUUAAAAACAAAGACUUACUGACAUGCAAUAUCAAGUAGUUUGUUUAUUUGCAAUCUAAAGCUGCAUUUCCACCAAAAGUACCAGGAAGUAGCAUCUUUUCAAGAAAGUUCCCAUUGCUGUCUGUGUUUAAACCAACAUCUUAAGACGCGUGAAAACAAGGCAAAAAAGUUUACUGAAUGCUGCGAGAACUCAACCAGUUAUAAACAUUGAGAGCUGUAAGUCCUGUCCCACAGGCCCUGGACUAAAAGAGAGUACUAUCCGCAAGCAGGAACUUUUGGGGGGCAUAAGAAAGGCUCAGGGUAAAUAAUUCCCCCUGAAAAAACACACUACGUUUUUAAAACAUACCUUGUUCUGAGGGAAAGUUCCUGCUAUGGAAAGUUGCAAUCUGAAGCAGCAUUGCCAUCAAAGUUACCCCAAAACUUUAAGUACCAGAAUGAAAAGGUUCUUCUGUUCUCAAUCCGCUGACUUGUUAAAUUUGUCUUAAUGCGGUGAGUGUUUUACCAAUCAGAAAAGCUUUAAGUACCACCCCAAAAGUCCCUGUACUUUCAGACAGUACUGGGACCUUCCCAGGGUAGAAUAAAGACCCGGGGACUUAAGUUCCUCAGGGAGCUUCUGGUACUUCAGGAAGUCCCGAGCAGUUAGUGAAGUUCUUGUCCUGGAAACGUUGCUUAUGUCGUCCACCUAAAAAUUCAUCUACAGGUUGUAUUUAGGAGAAAUGCAGGACACCUGACAGGAGGAGAUUUGAGGAUAAAAAAUAAUGUUCACUGGACUUAAGUUCCCUCACUCCAAGUUGAACCUAAAGUUCCUGGUCCCUGAGGAAAGUUUCUGUGGUAGAAAUGCAGUUUAUAAAGUCAAACUAAGAUUUAACCUUAAGAUGAGAUGCAGUUUAUGACGCUAAUGCUAACGCUAAUGAUGCAAACGUUUAUUUUCUGUUUCUACUUCAAUGUCUAGAAUGUUUUAUUUUGAUUAAAGGGAAUGUCGGCAUGCUGCAUGGACUAAAGAGAUAAAAGCUGAUCCCUUUAGACUGACUGCCACGACAGGAGUUCGGCUUUUAGCUCGCUUAUGAGGUGCAGUGUCAGAUGAUCACGUAGGAUGUAUUUAAUGGCCCUGCCACAGAACAAAAAGGGGAAUUAAAAGUGAUGGUUUUGCUCUUUUGUCUGUAAAUUAAUUUCUCAAAAUGAAUGAAUAUUUAGUUUUGUAAGGAUAAAUGUGUUUUAAUGUGUUUGCCAGUGGGCCUGCUGUUGAUAAAUGGAGCAAAAGGGAAAAAGACAAUCAUUGGGAGCCAUUAUAUUCCAGACUAAUGACUCAGCAAGCCUUCACUAUUGAGUUACCGCUCCGCCGUCUCAUUUUGGGGGAUCGCUCCGUUUUACCCAGGGCCUUACGUUUAAUAGAGUUGCUUCAUUCUUAGGUAUCUAGAAUUAAAAUCUUAACACCUCCGGGAGAAUACAGUCGUGAAGCCGCCUCCCAAAGCGGAAAUUGCAAAGAAAUAUUUACCCGGAUGAGUUUACAGGCUUUAUUUGAGUGCAAGCAUGAGUCAGCAGUUCUAAAGGAGGAGGAUGAACGGAGAAUUACGGUGAUUGCAGACGGAUUGGCCGUUAGAUCUCGACUCUGACUUUGUCCCUUUUGCGUUCUCGCUCGUGAAUUUGACGCCAGAAACGCAAGCUGUGAAUGUCGGCGAUGGCGGUCUUUGGGUCUGAAUCCUCUCUUCUCCCUCGUUGGCCCUCACUUGUCCCGCCCCCCUCCCUCUCUCUCUCUCUCUCUACUCUCUCUCUCUCUCGUUCAUCCAUUGUCAUCACAGCUUUUCAUCACGGAGCCAGACGUGCCUUCUUUAUGUUAUUUUUAGCUUUUCAAUUCUAGCACUUCUCGUCUGACAGCAGGACGGAUGAUAAAAGGGGGGAAACACACACAAACACACACGAUGAGAUGAGUCUGACAUUGACGACGGCAAACCCACACUGGAGAUGUGAUCAUACUUUUUUGAGUGCUUAUUGAUUUUCUUUCAUUUAUCUUCUGUAUCACGGGUCGGUUAUGAUUUUGUAUGCUUUUUGGGAAACCUGUUGUACAUGUUUUACAGAUCAUUGUCUUGUCAAAUAAAUUGUAAACCAAA
Labrus mixtus (cuckoo wrasse) is the source of this 6562-nucleotide messenger RNA. RefSeq names its product PVR cell adhesion molecule related 2 like (gene pvrl2l). NCBI's taxonomy places the organism in Eukaryota, Metazoa, Chordata, Actinopteri, Labriformes, Labridae. The record is from RefSeq and is a predicted model, not a curated record. Bases 416 to 1906 code for a protein of 496 amino acids. The transcript is spliced from 10 exons.